AAAUAUUGGUGCUAACGAAAUAAUCCGCAGGAUUCAAAUUAAAAGUUUAUACAUUUUUUGAGGAAUAAAUAAUCGUGAUUGCGUCAUUUUAAACAAUACUUACUGGUUAUACUUGUGUGUCAAAGUUAUGAAAUUGAGUCUCGAAGGUACCGCAAAGAACAAAGAAAACAACGAAAGAACCGUCUGAAAAGAACGACUGAUUUCCCGCGUUAACAAAAUGGCGCAGGUUGCGGCGUAACUCAAACGGCUCGGACGUUGCUGUUGUUCCGUGGUCCGGUUGAUCUGUUCGUUUCCCUGAGUGGCACCACUAAAAUAAACGCAAAAUAGACGAUGGCGAGUGAAAAUUCGUUGUCGAUAUUGACGAGUUCGCAGGAAGACAACUUAAUUUCAGUCCUUCCCCCUGAAAUAGAUCUACACGACUUGAACGACCUCGAUUUUGAUCACACUGAUAUUGUUGAAGAGAAGUUUGAUAUCAAUCAGUAUCAAGAGGCGCUACUGCACCACGAUGACCUAUCCACACGAACAGUAACGCAGGCACAGAUGCCAGCAAACCAGGAGUUUCCUGGCGAAUUCAACUUCGAAUUAUUGCCGAACCAACAGGAUGGAAGCAAGUCUUGGGUGUACUCUGCAAAACUGCAAAAAGUUUUUAUCGAGAUGGAAAAAACUCUGCCUUUAUGGAUCAAAUGGUCACCACCACACGGCCAGCUAUAUGUAAGGGCUGGGAUGGCAUUUUGUGAGCCCACUCACCGCUCAGAUCCAGUCACAAGAUGCCACAACCAUGUGGCCCUGGCUAAUAAAGACAUUCCAUACCUGCAGCAUGUGCUUUCAUGUAAACACAAUGCUGCCCAAUAUUUUCAAUCACGUACGGGCCAUUUCUCGGUCCUCGUACCACUUGGAUCUCCUGAGCCCGGCACUGAUUCCGUUCAAAUGGAUUUCACUUUUCAUUGCAAAAACAGCUGCAGUACAGGCAUAAAUAGAAAACCUACCGAAGUAAUUUUCACUUUGGAGACGGAUAGAGCAGAGGUGUUGGGGCGCCGCAAACUGCUUGUGCGAAUUUGCAGUUGCCCAAAACGAGACAGGGGAAAAGAGGAGAAAGAACUGUGGGAAUCUUCAAGUGGUAAAAAAAGAAAAAUUAUGAUUGGAAAAAAAAAUAUACCGCUACCUGUAGAACAGCAGCACGAAACCGACUCUGAAAUUUUCCCGCUCAACGUUAAAAUCUAUGGCCGCAACAACUACGAAACAGUAAAAAAAGUUGCGUCAAGUGUCAUGGCUCAGAGUCUUGUCGACGGAGGGCCACCAGCGGUAAUACAACCUUUAAUCGAACACAUUAAGUGUCUACCGUAGUAUGCAUUGGUAUGAUGCAAAAUUUAUCAUUAUUGUCAUAUUGUUUGUUUUAAUUUUGUGAAAAAAAAACAAAAAAAAAACUUCAUCUUCAUCCCAGAAAUACUGCCCGUAAACGAAAACAAAACAACAAUUUUUUUCACGUUCUUCGCUAAUUGCAUUCAAACUAACAAUAAGGAAAUCAAUUCCUUACAGCACGUAUGUAACAUGAUUCUAUGAUAACGCAUAAGGGGCAUUAUUUUUUAAAUCGGACAAGACUUUAGGUGGAAUUUCCAGUAUCUUUCG
Molecule: messenger RNA, 1626 nt
Organism: Diprion similis
Lineage: Eukaryota; Metazoa; Arthropoda; Insecta; Hymenoptera; Diprionidae
Gene: p53
Product: cellular tumor antigen p53
Exons: 3
Coding region: 331-1344 (337 amino acids)
Biological process (GO): apoptotic process; regulation of transcription by RNA polymerase II
Cellular component (GO): nucleus
Molecular function (GO): DNA-binding transcription factor activity, RNA polymerase II-specific; RNA polymerase II cis-regulatory region sequence-specific DNA binding
Source: RefSeq, a predicted model, not a curated record